AUGUCUAAGUGUAUAAAAUGGCUCUUUUUUUUAGGUGGUUUGUGCUCUAUAGUAGUCUUAUGUGCUAUCAAUAUCCCUAGUAGGUUGACUUUAAAAUAUAAUUUUACUGAGUUACCUUUAGAAAAUGAUCUAGAAAUUUAAUAUAAUAUGAAAAAUAAUGAUUCAAAUCAAGACUAAUUUGAUACUGCGAGCAGUUUUUAUGAGUUCAUUAAUUAUUCUUGUUUCUCUUUAAUAGAUUUUAUAAUUAUUGUUGGCAUCGAAUUUUUGAAAGUUUUGCUUUUCAAAAAGCCGUUAUAUUUGGAAGUAGAAGGAGACAAUUAAAUUUAUGAUGAAGAAAAGGUUCCUAGCUAUGUUGAAACAAAAAAGAAAAGACACUUAUUAGAUGAAAAAGAAAUUCCUAUAGUAUAAUUAAUUGUAACAGUCAUAUUGAUAGUGAAGGAUAUGAUGAUACUUCCAUUAUCUCUUAUAGCUUUUAAAUAUGAAAAAAUAACUGGCUUAGUAUAAUACGGAUAAUUAAUUCUACACACACUAGGCUCUCCUUAGGUACUUUUAUCUUUUUAGCAUUUAGCUUAUAGUAGGCUAGGAAUUAUUCAGGAUAUAGCAGAAGAUACAGAAGGAGAAUAGAAGAUUGAUAAAAUUGUUAGUUGUUUAAUGCAUUUUAUGAGAGUCUAUAUUUUAUUUAUAAUUUUAAUUCUAUGUCCAUUACUUGUAGUAGGAUCUAUUUUUGGAACUAUAAUAGUUUUUGUUUAUUCUUUUGCAGCUCUUGGGAUAUUUAUACCUGGCUUACUAAUACUUUAUGCUUUUAAAAGAAGAGGAUUCUCAAAUAGAUUCUUUAUGCCACUUCUUUUAAUUAUUUUUAUCGGUGUUGGUAUGAUUACAGUAAUAUCUUAUGUGACUAGCAUCGGAGUAUUGCUAGCAGAUAGUUCUUCAGUUAAAUCAAUUUUUUAAUUUUUCCUUGGUCCAAAUACCUUUAAUUUUUGGUAUUUUGCAUCUAAUUAUUAAGGAAAUAGCUAAAAUAGCUGGAGAGACAAGUUGUAUUAUGUAAUAAGGAUAAUAGCAGUAAUUUGA
Messenger RNA from Tetrahymena thermophila SB210, 1068 nucleotides. Its product is annotated as transmembrane protein, putative. The record is from RefSeq and is a predicted model, not a curated record. The transcript has a single exon. NCBI's taxonomy places the organism in Eukaryota, Ciliophora, Oligohymenophorea, Hymenostomatida, Tetrahymenidae.